This is a messenger RNA of Cololabis saira (Pacific saury), 2110 nucleotides long. RefSeq names its product plastin-3-like. NCBI's taxonomy places the organism in Eukaryota, Metazoa, Chordata, Actinopteri, Beloniformes, Belonidae. The coding region runs from base 49 to 1914 and encodes 621 amino acids. Gene Ontology annotation, biological process: actin filament bundle assembly; actin filament network formation. The record is from RefSeq and is a predicted model, not a curated record. The transcript is spliced from 16 exons. Gene Ontology annotation, cellular component: cytoplasm; actin filament bundle; actin filament. Gene Ontology annotation, molecular function: calcium ion binding; actin filament binding.
GCAGCACUUCCAUCUCAGCGCCCCGGACUGGAACCAGCGGAUUUCAGGAUGUCUGAGCAGGUCAGCGCUGAGGAGAUAGAGGAAAUGAGGGAGAGCUUCCAGAAAAUCGAUGUGGAUGGGAAUGGUUACAUCUGUGCCUCUGAACUGGGUGACCUUUUCCACGAGGUGGGCACUCCGUUACCCGGAUACCAGAUCAGAGAACUCCUUCAGAAACUGGACCGGGACCAGGACAGCCACAUCAGCUUUGAGGAGUUCACGGCUGUGUUCCAGGAGCUGAAAGAUGACCGUGCAACCAGUGGUUUCAGGAAGGCUCUUAAUAAGAAAGAGGGCAUUGUGGCCAUCGGGGGCACCAGUGAGAUCUCCAGCGAAGGAACUCAACAUUCAAUCUCUGAGCAGGAACGUUUUGCUUUUGCCAACUACAUCAACGCAAGUUUGGAAAAGGAUCCAGACUGUAAGCAUGUCCUACCCAUCAAUCCCAACACCAGCGAUCUCUUUAAAGCAGUGGCCGAUGGCAUUGUGCUGUGUAAACUCAUCAACAUGUCUGUUCCUGAUACCAUUGACGAGAGAACCAUCAAUAAAAAGAAACUCACUGCUUUCACCACACAGGAGAAUCUGAAUUUGGCUCUGAAUUCAGCUUCAGCCAUCGGCUGCCAGGUUGUCAACAUCGGGGCUCAAGAUCUGAAGGAGGGAAAACCUCACCUGGUGCUCGGGCUCCUCUGGCAGAUCAUCAAGAUAGGAUUAUUUGCCAAUAUAGACCUGAGUCGCAAUGAAGCUAUGUCAGCACUACUGGAGGAGGGGGAAAGUCUGGAGGAGAUGAUGAAACUCAACCCUGAAGAACUUCUGUUGCGUUGGGCAAAUUUCCAUUUGAAAGGAGUUGGCAUGUCCCUAUCAAACUUUAGUGGCGACAUUAAGGACUCAAAGGCGUACUACUACCUGCUGGAUCAGAUCGCUCCAGACGGCAGCAAAGAGGAUGUUCCUCGGGUUCAAAUCGAUACGAGUGGCUUAUACGAGCAAGAUCUCAGGAAGAGAGCAGAGUCUAUGCUAACAGAGGCUGAUCAUUUGGGCUGCCGGCAGUUUGUAACAGCAACUGAUGUUGUUACUGGAAAUGCCAAACUCAACAUGGCAUUCAUUGCCACCCUCUUCAACAAACACCCAGCUCUCACCAAACCAGAGAAUCAAGAGUGGAAUCUGGAGAGUGAAAGCAGAGAGGAGAGGACUUUCAGGAACUGGAUGAACUCUCUGGGAGUCAGUCCCUACGUUCACCAUCUCUUCUAUGGGGAUCUGCAGGAUGCCAUGGUGAUUUUGCAGCUUUAUGAGAAGAGUAAGGUGCCGGUGGACUGGAACAGCAGAGUCAACCAUCCUCCAUUCAAGGGAGUCGGAGGAGGACAUUUAAAAAAGAUGGAAAACUGCAGCUACUGCGUGGAGCUGGGUAAGGAGAAGGCUGGUUUUUCCCUGGUGGGAAUCGGAGGACAGGACCUGUACGAUGGAAACCCCACCCUCACCCUGGCGCUGGUGUGGCAGCUGAUGAGGAGGUACACUUUAAAUCUGCUUGAAAACCUUGGAGAUGGAGAAGUUGCUGGAGAUGACUUGAUAGUUUCAUGGGUCAACAAGACACUGGCCGAAGCGGGAAAGACUUCAUCUAUCAAAAGCUUUAAGGACAAAGAGAUCAGCACCAGUCUUCCCGUUCUCGACCUCAUUGAUGCCAUUCAGCCACGCAGUGUGAACUUUGAGCUGGUGAAAAAAGACAAUUUUACAGAUGAAGACAAGCUGGACAAUGCAAAAUAUGCCAUUUCCAUGUCGAGGAAGAUCGGUGCAAAGGUGUACGCGCUGCCUGAGGACCUGGUGGAAGUCAACCCCAAGAUGGUGAUGACCAUGUUCGCCUGCCUGAUGGGCAGAGGCAUGAAGAGAGCUUAAACCUGCACACGUGUCCUCACGUGCUUAGGGACGGUAGAUCAGGAGCUGCAGACUUGAUAGGAAGCUGCUUGGUGUUUGAGGCUAUCAAGUGAUCGUCACGACACAGGAGACUAACAGCUUCCCUUUUCUUCUUCAUAGCAAGAUUGUCGAGCAAGGACAUCGAUACAUGCUGUUCUUACUUAGGUAGAAGUUCCUA